ACUCUACUUCAAAACACAUGAAAUACGGUCUUUACCAAAACCUGCAAGUGGGCGAGGCCGGUUUUUUUUAAAUUUAUUUUAACGACCGUAAGUGGAGUCUUAAACUUACAAUUGCUGGACUACAAAUAUAAGUACAAGACCAGCAAAUACAAACCCCCCAUGCUUGCAUUCGCCGGGCUUUUCUAGCGGUUAGUUUUUAAAUCCACCUCUAUCUGAGAGUCUCGUGUUAUAGGAUCAAACUUAUUGUUAGACGAAAAAUUUAUUCAAAACGGAGUAAAAUGACCCUCACGUCUAAGGCUCCAUGUUUCAAAUCCAAGUUUAUAACUGCUGAGCUGGCUCGUCUGUUCAGCCAGUCAGACAGUGAGGAGGAGUUUGAAGGUUUCAGCGAGGAUGAGGAAGAAGAGGACAGAGAAUUCUUUAACAAACGGUUAAAGACCAAGGUGGUGGAUUCAGAAGAGGACAGUGACAUAGACACAGGCUUCCACUCUGAUGGCGAGGAGGCUCCACCACCAAAGAGGAGGAGUCUUUUAGUAGCUCUGAGGUUUCCCAUCAAAAGAGUGUCUUCCACCAAAAAGGAAACACAAGAGAAAGCCAGAGAAAAGACUCCCACACAGAUGUCCAGAAGAAGGCAGACGAUGAAGCAGAAACAGGAGGAGGAGGAGGAGGAUGAAGACAAAGAGGAGGACCUGUCUCACAGCCUAAAGAAACGAGACAAGAACAUCCAGGAAAACAAAGCCAUGCUGGCUAAGCUGUUUGCUGAUCUGAGCACCACCAUGGCUGACCUGACUGCACCCGCCACCCCUCAAAAGAAGAAACGGCUGUCAGAGAGGGCAACGCCAAGGAAACGCAAGUCUGAAACAGAUGUGGGGUCAGAAAGGAGGAACCCAUCACGUAAGGCUCGUCCUCCUGAGAACUUUGCAGUCGAGCCAGUUCAUGUCAGAAGCCCCCGUACUAUAGACAUCAAGAGGCUGGUGGAGGUUGAUGAGGACCGUAUUGUUGAGAAAAAAAGGAGGAGGUACAGUUCCAGGAAGAGUCAGUAUUGUGUGAAGUCAGUCGACGAGAUCACCGAAGAAGACCUGGACAACAUAGCAUACCGCAGCAAAGACAAGAUCUGGGACAAGGAGGAUGGCAGCUCGUGUCACCAGUGCAGACAGAAGACUCUGGACACUAAGACAGUGUGUCGCAGUGGAUUCUGUGUGGGGGCCAAAGGUCAGUUCUGUGGACCGUGCCUGAAGAACCGCUAUGGAGAGGACGUACGCACCGUACUGCUAGACCCGAAGUGGUCGUGUCCCCUCUGCCGAGGGAUGUGCAACUGCAGUCUGUGCCGUAAGAAAGAGGGACGCUGUGCCACAGGUAUCCUGGUCGGUUUGGCCCGCUACAACGGCCACGACAACGUCCACGAGUAUUUGAAGAGUAUUCAAAAGGAGCUGCAGUGAAAUUGAGAGACCUGACCAGAGGGGAGAACUUGCAAAAACAGCUGGAGGAGGAGGAUCUGGUGCUGCACAUUACUGUAGAAAUCAUUGUAAUGCACAUUUUUAGGUUUAGAGCAAAUUUUACUUGAUAUACUAAAUCAAAAGUUUGUUUGCUUUUUUUAUUUCACCUUAAGAUAAAGAAACCUAUACUGCUUAUAUCUUUUUAUAUAUGCUGAUUUUGAGGCUGCAUAAGAUGCAGGGAUGCUUUUUCUUUUAUUCUUUUUUUUUUAAAGCCAGUGUUGACUUUUUCUUGUGUGUUUGUUUUCUUUUGGGAUGUUUCUAAUGUUAAUGUCACUUGAACUGUAACAUUUUAAUUUUUUGUGAUUCGGGCACAAACUGAUCUUUUUACACAAACUACUGUUUUAAAAUUUAGAUACUUUGCAACUUUCUUGUCAGUCGACUGUUAAUGU
Messenger RNA from Archocentrus centrarchus (flier cichlid), 1882 nucleotides. RefSeq names its product cell division cycle associated 7b (gene cdca7b). The coding region runs from base 279 to 1436 and encodes 385 amino acids. The transcript is spliced from 10 exons. NCBI's taxonomy places the organism in Eukaryota, Metazoa, Chordata, Actinopteri, Cichliformes, Cichlidae. Gene Ontology annotation, cellular component: nucleus. Gene Ontology annotation, biological process: regulation of DNA-templated transcription. The record is from RefSeq and is a predicted model, not a curated record.